CUGUUGAAGAUUUUAUUUGAGUGAGAUUUCGAUAGAAGCGGUACAGACCAGGAAUUCGAAGGUUUAAAAUGGGAUUCAUUACAAGAAUAACUCUGCUAUUGGUUCUUGUCGCUGCGGUCACCCCCCAAACGAUCAAAACGCUCGUGGACGAGUGCAAAAAGUCUGUUCCGAUCAGCGCCGAGCUGGAAAAGUCCUUCUUGGAGCUAAAAUUCCCACCGGAGGAGAAGACGACGCACUGUCUGUUCAACUGUAUCGGUGAAAUGCUGCAGCUGUUCGACUCCAAAACGGGGGCCAACCUGAAGAACAUUCGGGUGCUGCUGAUGGCGCACGAGGAGGACCUGACCGAGGAUCACCGCAAGUGCGUGGCCGAGGCGGAGAAGAAGGAGCCGGGCGAGGAGGAGUGCCUGAUGGCGUACCGGGUGUACAAGUGCUUCGAGGAGGACUUUGGUGCGGUGAUGAAGAAGGAGUUGGAAAAGGCGACGACGACGGAGGAGGGGGAGGAAUGAGGGGUGAUUUUUUGUUGUUGUAAUUUUUUGGAUGGUCAAUAAAAAUCAGCGACUUCAA
Molecule: messenger RNA, 564 nt
Organism: Culex quinquefasciatus (southern house mosquito)
Lineage: Eukaryota; Metazoa; Arthropoda; Insecta; Diptera; Culicidae
Exons: 2
Coding region: 69-506 (145 amino acids)
Biological process (GO): sensory perception of smell
Molecular function (GO): odorant binding
Source: RefSeq, a predicted model, not a curated record